AUGUCCUCAUUGUGGAUAGCCGACUCAUCGCCAUUAUUCUUCUACUCCCCCGCCGAAGCUUACUUCGCUGGACAAAACUUGAACUCCUGGAUAGGUAAUCAGGGACCUUAUCAAAGAUCUGGCGAGCUGAACGUGACGGGGGAAAGUAGUACUUAUCAUAGUAGUUUCGGUAAAUCGGCUGUGGUCUUACCUUCAAUCUAUGCGACCUCCUUCACACCUACGUUCUCCGCUUCAUCAGCAUACAACGUAACCAUACAGAUCGGCUCAUGGGAUCCUGAGCCCUGGUCGUCAGGUCGAAGUUUCAACUUUACCAAUGGCGAAUUCGAGCCUCAAACAUUCACUUUAACCUUUGACUGUCAAUCUCAGAAUCAAGAGGAAUGUGGGGAAGUUGAUUUUCUUGGUGCUUGGGUGGAAACAAGAUUCUCACCUGAUGGCUCACAGAUCGAUUCAGUAUCUAUGGACGAUACUUCUCCUCUAAUCACCUACGAAGGUUUCGCACCUAUCGAUCAGAAUAACAAGAUCGUCAAUAUCGAUUCGACAGUAGAUUAUCAACAGACUUUAUCGAUGACUUCUACACAGGGUGCAGAAGCCACUAUCCAUUUUACAGGCGCUUCGAUUUUCCUCUACGGAGUGACAUGUCCUUCCUGCGGCAUCUUCACCAUCACCCUGGAUUCAUCCUCUACCUCAGCCACGCUCGGUUCAUUCAACAAUGCCACAAAUCACGACAGCUUGUUGUUUUUCACUACGAAUUUGGACACAGCUUCGACCCAUACGCUCGUAUUGGAAGCUCAGGGUGGGGUGGUUUUGGAUAAGUUUGAAUUGAGAGGUCCGAAAGGCGGUGUGGGAUUUAUAGGUAACGAGAACGGUACUCCCACAACACUCAAUCCAUCAUCUUCUUCCACUCCCACCUCCGGUAAUACAACCAGCAACAGUAAUAACAAUGACAAUUCGUCAACCAACGGCAACAUCCCAUCCUCUCAGAGCGGUACACCCAACGCAGGUGUCAUAGUAGGUGCGAUCCUCGGUUCCAUCGCAGGGUUAGCAUUCCUGUAUUUCCUUUGUCGAAAAGUAUCGCCCAAAUUCAAAAAGAAAGAUACCAAAAAAUUGAAUCCAUGGGAUGAAGCGAACCUCUUACAGAAUAUGAAGAAUGAGGAAGUACAUGUGACCACGGCCGCUAAUCAACGUUAUGUUUAUCCUGGUUUGAUCGCUCAUUCCGAUUUGAAGAAGUAG
Messenger RNA from Kwoniella botswanensis, 1230 nucleotides. RefSeq lists its product as uncharacterized. Lineage: Eukaryota; Fungi; Basidiomycota; Tremellomycetes; Tremellales; Cryptococcaceae. The coding region runs from base 1 to 1230 and encodes 409 amino acids. The record is from RefSeq and is a predicted model, not a curated record. The transcript is spliced from 6 exons.